This is a messenger RNA of Nematolebias whitei (Rio pearlfish), 5619 nucleotides long. It is a transcript of the gene nup188, whose product is annotated as nucleoporin 188. Bases 23 to 5245 code for a protein of 1740 amino acids. Gene Ontology annotation, molecular function: structural constituent of nuclear pore. The record is from RefSeq and is a predicted model, not a curated record. The transcript has 43 exons. Lineage: Eukaryota; Metazoa; Chordata; Actinopteri; Cyprinodontiformes; Rivulidae. Gene Ontology annotation, biological process: protein import into nucleus; RNA export from nucleus. Gene Ontology annotation, cellular component: nuclear pore inner ring.
CAAUCAGAAAGCAGGACCAAAGAUGGCGGAAUCGGAGUUGAGCGUCAGGAGCUGUCGAGAGUUAUGGACCAUUCUACUGGGGAGAUCUGCACUGAGAGAGACGGCUCAGAUAGAAGGAGAACUUGACAGACACUGGGACAGACUGCAUCAAGGACUCAGUUACUACAAGCCACCCAGCUCAUCCUCUGCUGGGAAAGUGAAAGUUAACAAAGAUGUUGCACAGCCACUGAAAGACUUCGGUUUGCGGAUUAGUAAAUUCUUGAAUCUGGAUGAGCAGCAGAGUGUGCAGCUUUUACAGUGUUAUCUACAGGAGGACUACAGAGGAACCCGUGAUUCAUUAAAGGUUGUUCUGAAUGAUGAGCGACAGAGCCAGGCACUUCUGCUUAAGAUUGCAGAUUAUUACUAUGAGGAGCGCAUGUGUCUGCUCAGAUGUGUUCUCCUCCUGCUGACGUACUUUCAGGAUGAGCGACAUCCUUAUCGGGCGGAGUACAGUAACUGUGUCAAUAAGUUGGAGAAAGACCUGGUUAGCAACUAUCAGUCGCAGUUUGAAAAUCUCUUCAAAGCUGAGGCGCCAACAUGGGAAACUCACGGCAACCUCAUGACGGAGAGGCAAGUUUCACGGUGGUUCCUGCAGUGUUUGAGAGAACAGUCUCUGUUACUGGAGAUUAUCUUUCUGUACUAUGCUUACUUUGAGAUGAGCCCGUCCGACCUUCUCAACUUUACCAGAAUGUUCAAAGAGCAGGGCUUUGGUUUGCGGCAGACAAACAGACACCUGGUAGACAAGAGCAUGGAUGCUCUGGUCGACCGAAUCGGAAACUUGAGCUCUCUUAUCCUGAUUGAGGGGAUGGACAUAGACUUCCUGCAUAAGUGCGCUCUGGAGGAUUGUACAGAACAGCACCAGUUUUCUUCUGUUCCCAACGUCAUUAAGGAGAUGGAUCAGCUGCUGCUGACUUUCGGUGACAUUCCUCAUCAUGGACCUGUGUUGCUGGCUUGGGUGCUGCUGAGACACACACUCAGACCUGAUGAGUCCAGUCCUGUGAUCAGGAGGAUCGGCAACACGGCGUUGCAGCUCGGGGUCUUCAAGUACCUUUCAACCAUGCUGAAAGGCCUCGGAGUCUCAGGCAAUAACUGUACAGCAAGCACGGCAAAAAUGUGCAUUUAUGGCCUCCUCUCAUUUGUAAUCACCUCCUUUGAAGAAGAAAGCCUACAGGGUGAAGGUGUGGAAACACAGACCUCUCAUUUGAUUGAUGCUGCCUGUGAAGUUCUCUCUGCUCCCAGUUUGGCUGAAGUCUUUUGGGAAAUGAAGCCAAACAUGGGACUGGGGAUGAUCCUGGACAGUGCAGUGGGUAUGUUUCCUCAUAAGAUAGGACCUCUGCUGCAGCUUCUGACUGCACUUGUGUCAAACAAGUCCACUGUUAAAAAGGUGUACAACUUCUUAGAUAAGAUGUCCUUUUACACACAAGUUUACAAACACAAGCCGAAUGACAUCAUUUCCAAGGAUGAUGAGACUCUGUGGAGGAGACAAACUCCAAAACUCCUCUACCCUCUGGGCACAGGGCAGACGAACCUGUGGAUGCCACAGGGGGUGCUGGGCCAGGUGAUAAUCGCGGGUGAACAGGGCUACAUGGUGCGCUGGGACUACUCCUACAGCGCCUGGACUCUGUUCACCUGUGAGGUGGAGAUGCUGCUUCACGUUGUUUCAACUGCAGACGUUCUAGCUCACUGUGCACGUGUGAAGCCCAUCCUGGAUCUGAUCCAUAAGGUCAUCAGCGUAGACUGGACUGUGUCCGAUUGUUUGUUACCUCUCACAUCACGCAUCUACAUGCUGCUGCAGAGGCUAACUUCAGUCAUUAACCCUCCAGUGGAUGUGAUUGCCUCCUGUGUGAACUGUUUGUCUGUACUGGCUGCAAGGAUGCCAGUGAAGUUGUGGUCCAGUCUCCAACACACAGGUUUCCUCCCUUUUGCCUCCAGCCCUUUAACUAGCAUGUCUCAGUGCAUCAGUGCUGAGGGGAUGAAGGCAGGAAACUAUGGUAACUUGUUGGUCCAGAUUGAGCAGCCCAGGGGCGAGUAUGCAGUGACGAUUGCCUUCCUUCGUCUCAUUACAACUCUGGUUAAGGGUCAGCUUGGCAGCACCCAAAACAAAGGUCUGAUCCCCGGUGUGCUGCUGGUGUUAAAGGAGAUGCUGCCCACAUACCAUAAGUGGCGCUACAACACCUAUGGAGUCAGAGAGAGAAUAGGUUGUCUGAUUUUGGAGUUGAUUCAUGCCAUUCUCAAUCUGAGUCCAGAAGCAGAGGACCAUGGAAGCACUCCCACCCUGCAGUCUCUUUGCAUCUACAGUCUGGCAAACACUGAAGCUGGACAAGCUGUCGUCAACAUCAUGGCAGUCGGAGUGGACACCAUAGACCUAGUCCUCGCUGCACAGCCGAGCAGCUGUGGCUCUGAGGGUCCUGGUCAGGUCAUGAUCCAGACAGUCAAACUGGCCUUUUCCGUCACGAACAACGUUAUUCGUCUGAAGCCACCAUCUGAUGCGGUGUCACCCCUAGAGCAGGCGCUGACACAGCACGGCGGUCACGGCAAUAACCUCAUAGUUGUCUUGGCCAAAUAUAUUUACCACAAACAUGACCCUGCACUACCUCGUCUUGCAAUCCAGCUCCUCAAAAGGCUUGCCACUGUGGCUCCGAUGUCGGUGUACGCCUGCCUUGGCAGUGAUGCAGCAGCCAUCAGGGAUGCAUUCCUUACUCGGCUGCAGAGUAAGACAGAAGAUAUGAGGAUCAAAGUGAUGAUCUUGGAGUUCCUCACUGUUGCUGUGGAAACCCAGCCAGGCCUCAUUGAGCUCUUCCUCAAUUUGGAAGUGAAAGAUGGAAGCGAAGGGUCAAAGGAGUUCCUGCUGGGUGAGUGGAGCUGUCUCCACGUGGUGUUGGAUCUGAUUGACUCCAAACAGCAGGGGAAGUACUGGUGCCCCCCACUUCUUCACAGAGCAGCCCUGGCCUUCCUCCUGGCCCUGUGGCAGGAUCGCAGAGAUAGUGCCAUCUCAGUUCUGCGCACCAAGGAAAAAUUUUGGGAAAAUUUAUCAACACCUCUUUUUGGAACCCUUAUCCCUCCUUCAGACACCACAGAGCCCUGCGUCCUGGAGGCCUGUGCAUUCGUCAUGAAAAUUAUUGGCCUGGAGAUUUACUAUGUUGUCAGCGGUUCUCUGGAGCAGUCUCUGAAAGAUGGGCUUCAAAAGUUUUCUAACGCACGGCGCUAUGAGUACUGGUCCCAGUAUGUCAAGUCGCUGGUGUGUCAUGUGGCGGAGUCCGAGGAGGAGGGCAUCUGCUACUUCUCAGAGACACAGAUGUUGAUCUCUGCAUGGCGGAUGCUGCUGAUACUCUCCACCAGCCACGCCGAUGUGAUGCACCUGACUGACGACUCCACCAAGAUGAAACUUUUUAUGGAUGUCCUGGAUGGGACUAAAGCAGUUCUGACCACACCGACGUCUGUGCCUUGUCUCCGUCUCGGAUCCAUGAUGGCUACGCUGCUGCUCAUCCUGCUCAAACAGUGGAAAAGUGUUGUAGUGGCAGCUCCUCUCUCCCUCAUCCUGGAAAGUGUCUUACAAGCUGACCAGCAGAUGAUGGAGAAGACCAAAGCCAAAAUCUUCUCUGCACUCAUUUCUGUGCUGCAAAUUCAGGGACUCAAUGGUGGAGAUAUUUCCCAGCUGCCCCAGCUGUUGCUGUCCGUGUGUGAGACGGUUAAAGAGGAGGCGCUGGCUCUCAUCGACAGCACUCGUCACAUGAGACAGAUGGAAGACACGGUGGAGAACGAGGACAGCAUGGAGACAGAUUCUCCUCGGGGUCUACAUAAGGACCAGAGAGACGGGGUGUGUGUUUUAGCGCUCCACUUAGCCAAGGAGCUGUGUCGCUCCGAUGAGGAUGGUGAGCACUGGGUGUCGGUGAUGAGGAAGGUUCCAGUCUUGCCCUCGGUGCUGAGCGCGGUGGAGCUCAGCCUUCGUUCCAAACAAAACCUUUAUUUCACCGAGGCUGCUCUUCAUCUGCUGCUCACACUAGCUCGAACUCCACAGGGGGCAGCAGCUGUUGCUGGAGCUGGAGUCAUCCAAGCUAUCUGCCUCCCUCUUCUGAGUGUGUAUGAGGUCUCGUCAAAUGGUGCAUCACAGAGUUUCUCUCGGAAGUCCCAGGACUCCGCCUGCUGGCCGGGUGUGUAUCGCCUCUGCAUGUCUUUAAUGGAGAGUCUUCUCAAGACUCUGCGUUACAACUUCAUCGACGAAGCCCUGGACUUCGUCGGAGUUCAUCAGGAACGUAUAUUGCAGUGUCUGAACGCGGUUCGAACAGUGCAGAGCCUGGCCUGUCUGGACGAGGCGGAUCACACAGUUGGAUUCCUUCUGCAGCUCUCCAGCUUCUGUAAGGAGUGGCAGUUUCACCUGCCUAAUCUGCUCAGAGAUGUGCAGGUAAACCUGUGUUACCUGUGCCAGACCUGCACAUACCUGCUCCACAGUAAAAAGAUGCUCCAUCAUUAUCUACAGGUGAAGAAUGGUGAGGCGCUGCCCCCUGGUCCUCUACCUAGGGCACAGCGGCCUCCUCAGGACCUGACUAAAGAUGCAGCAGGAGUGGGGGAAAGAGAAGAGGCCGAGCAGAAGGCCCUGCUGACCGUACAGUGCAGCCUUCUAAAGAUCCUCAGUAAAACUCUGGCCACUCUGCAGCACUUCACUCCAGACUGCUGCCAGAUACUCCUGGACCAGUGUAUGGACCUGACUGAGUACAGGACCCUGUUUGUGCUCAGCUUCACAACCCCUGCUUUUGACCCUGAUGUAGCCCCAUCAUUUGGGACCCUGCUGGCCACCAUUAAUGUGGCUCUGAGCAUGCUGAGCGAGAUAGAGAAGAAGAAGGAGCCAGCGUCUGUGAGCAUAACUUCCCUGGCUUCAUCAGAGGAGAUCCAGGCUCUAAAGUCAUUGCUGAUGUUCACCAUGGAGAACUGCUUCUACGUGCUGAUCUCUCAGGCUGUUCGAUGUCUCAAAGAUUCCUCCUUCCUCCCUCGAGACAAACAGAGGCUGAAGCAGGAGCUCAGCUCUGAGCUGAGUACUCUCCUUUCCAGCCUGUGCCGUCACUUACGCAGGGGGUCGCCAUUAUCUCCAGCCAGUGGCCUCCCCUCCAUUCAGUCCAAACCCUCCGCAUCCGGGUCAAAGGCGAGCCACGAGGGCCAGGAGCCCAUCAUCCAGCUCGUCCAGGCCUUCGUCAGACUUGUGCAAAGAUAAAUGUGGGUUCCCAAACCCCCACGUCAUAAAAAUAUCAACUUUUUACUUUUAAAAUCUUCUCCUGUAAACAAAACAACUUGCAUUUCAUACCUGUAGAUUACACACACACAUACGUUUGACUUUGAGUGUUUAUUCUAGUAUUAGUAGUAUAUUGUAAAACGUUAAUGGGUGUCAAAAAAUUGAACACUUGAUUCUAAUUUUGUAAAAACUAAAUUGAAACGGAACCAACGUGUUUAAAACAUUCUUAAGAAGCUGCCUGACAGGUUUACUAUCGACGAAGAGCUGAGACCACAGAUUUCAGUGCUGGUCUUCAUCAGUCACUGACUGUGGUCCACUGUUUCAGACCUAGUUUUAUAGGUUACCAUGACAACCAG